Messenger RNA from Diaporthe amygdali, 1437 nucleotides. RefSeq lists its product as uncharacterized. Bases 1 to 1437 code for a protein of 478 amino acids. The record is from RefSeq and is a predicted model, not a curated record. NCBI's taxonomy places the organism in Eukaryota, Fungi, Ascomycota, Sordariomycetes, Diaporthales, Diaporthaceae. The transcript has 9 exons.
AUGCGCAGUUGGGCAGCGCCAUCGCGUGAUUUCCCAAGAUGGCGUGCGGAGCCAAGCUCGAGCUGCGGUUGCACAGUUGUCGAUGUGACCUGGGAGACGUGGCUCACGUCGAGGUAUCUCAGCAGAGCCUCCAAUGGCUACGAAGCAGAUGAGUACGCGAACCAGAGGCAUCAGUGUGAAAGCAAGACGUACGGCGACUUGUCCGUCAAGAUAUGCUCUGAAAAGACUGAAGUGGCAUUAACGCCCGGGCUGAGAACUCUGGGGGCGUGGGCCAAGCCUGCCUUUCCAUUGGAAAAUAAGACGUGGGUUCAGGCGUACCGGGUCCUGUGGUUCACGGGCCUCCUCGAGUCUAGACUCAUGAUCUGCCGGUGGCUCUCGAUCCGGGGCCGAUCCAAGAUGCACUCUUGGAAAGUGUAUCGCAUCCUCCUUUCACCAGCUAAGCAUGCAUCGCACGAGAUGGCCCAGGUGAAACAAGGUGCAACUCCCCCACCGCCAGGGCGGACUCCCAACUUCGAGAAUCCGGAGGACGUUCUGCAUACGAUCAACCUCGUCUCGCAAAUUCUCUCAGUAGCUAUCGUCACGCCAGUUGUAUCUCUCCGGCUUUACAUAACAAGAUGGAAGAACGAAACUCCCUUCCGGAUAGAUGAUUGGAGUUGUCUUAUUUCCCUCGUCCUGAGCAAUCUGUAUAGCUCUACAGCUUUCGCAAUGAACGCUUUUGGCGGAGGAUUUCACUCCUGGGAGAUCUCGUCGGAGAGGUUCUCGAAUUUCCUCAAGGCACUCUAUGCAGAUACCGUCGUGUACGGCCCCAAUGCGUGGUUUGUCAAAGUGACACUACUCCUCGUCAUGAUCCGCGUUUUCAAUGUCAGCCGCGGCUUCGUCAUUUUCGGGUACUCCUUUAUCGCCGCUAUGCUGGGAUAUUAUCUUCCCGUUAUGAUCAUCAAAAUCAACAUCUGCCGACCGAUAAUGGGAUUCUGGAACUUGGAUGUACCAUCUCAUUGCUUCAAUCAGAGGGCUAUCUUCGUGGCUGAUACUGUCAUCAGCGCGGUCACGGAUCUGGUGGUGUUGCUGGCACCGAUCCCACUCAUUGGGUCGCUGAGGAUGCCUUGGAGGCAAAAGAUGAAGGUAUAUCUACUUCUGGGAGCGGGCGGUACUGCCACUGCGGCGAGCUUCGUGAGGAUGUAUCUGGUCAUCAUGCUCCAGAGGUCAGACGAUCAGACGGUGGACUUUGUCAGAUUCAACUUGCUCGGUACUGCGGAAUUCGGCAUGAAGACGCCCAAGUUCCUACAGAGAACAAAACGCAAGAGGCCAGAGGAAGAUCUCACAUGGACGCCAUUGGAACCGCUAUCCCGAACGUAUCAAUCCAAGUCAACAAACACGGAGUACCGGUGGAUUUCUGGGUCACGAGAACAGUUGGCGGAAGGCUCUCCGAAUUCUUGA